AGCCCCUUCGGGGUCGUGGACAAAGGUAACGGUGACCCUCAAACCACCGGCCGGGUCAUUCAUGACUUAUCCUGCCCGGUUAACGUGUCUCUCAACGACCACACUGACCGGACCGCGAUCUGUCAGCCGAAAUAUCAACAUUGCGACGCCGUAGCGACAACUAUUGUACAAGAAAAGAAACGCCACCCAGGCGCAGAGGUCAAGGAGCAAGCUGGCGAUGUGUCAUCGGCUUACCGACAUGUGUGUAUCCACAGCCAGUGUGUCCACCUCUUCGGUGUACGUCUCCACCGGGAUGCUGCCCUCAUCAUUGACAUGUCCGCCGCCUUCGGCUGGUCAGGUUCACCGGGUAAUUAUGGUGUCGUGGGCGGU
Messenger RNA from Phytophthora sojae, 369 nucleotides. RefSeq lists its product as hypothetical. The annotation marks the transcript as partial. The transcript has a single exon. The record is from RefSeq and is a predicted model, not a curated record. Lineage: Eukaryota; Oomycota; Peronosporomycetes; Peronosporales; Peronosporaceae.